Messenger RNA from Suillus discolor, 1148 nucleotides. RefSeq lists its product as uncharacterized. The record is from RefSeq and is a predicted model, not a curated record. NCBI's taxonomy places the organism in Eukaryota, Fungi, Basidiomycota, Agaricomycetes, Boletales, Suillaceae. Bases 70 to 993 code for a protein of 307 amino acids. The transcript has 15 exons.
AGAAUCUGAUCAUGCACAGUGCGCAGUGACGACCACAGCCGUGUUGCAGUGCGGCUCACUACAGUACUUAUGGGCAACUGCUUGCUGCGGCAGACCUCCAUUUACCCAGUGUGCCGCUCGAAAAUGUCAGCCCCAGACACUUUCGGUUUACAGUUAGCCAAGUACACUAACGUCGCUGCAUCAGCAAUCCUAAUUUAUGACUACUUUGUCACUUUACAUUCUGAAGUCCGAUGGACUCGGGGACGGGAGUGGGGAAUCAUCCGGACUACCUUCACGAUUUCACGAUAUGCACCUUUUGCUGGUGCGCUUAUGACCUCGUACUACGCUAUCAAGACAUGGGGCACGCAAGAUUGUGCACCCCUUAACGAUGCUAUAAAUGGCAUACAUUUCUUGGGCAUCAUUGCCUCUGAAGUUUUAUUGAUUUUCAGGGUCUAUGCGUUCUCUGGCAAUAAAAAGGCUUAUCUUAUCAUUCUUAUCCCCCUUGGUUUGGUCAUCUUGGUGGCAUCUGUGAUUACAAGUUCUACCCCCAUCAAUUUUAACAUCCCAGGAGUUGGCCCCCCUUGUAUGUUCGAAGGGACUCGUAGCAUGGUCGUCCAGUAUGGACUCUUGAUGUUUUUCGAGAUAGUUCUCAUGUCCACCACUCUAUUUUUGAGAUAUCGACACUAUCUAGGUUCUCAUAGCGCGUUGGUGAGGAGUAUCUAUCGUGACGGACUACUCUACAUGUUCUGCAUCAUGAUUAUAUCUAUGUUCAAUGUGAUCAUCAUCGCUGUGUUGCCUCUCUCUUACAGCGAAACGCUAAACGCACCUCAGAUUGUUGCGCAUAGUGUUCUUGCUUCUCGAAUACUGUUCAAUCUUCAAGUGAGCAUGGAGCGACCGCUAUUGCUCACUGACCGAUCGACUCCAAUGGAAUUACUAUCCCGUCCACAUACAUUCAAAGCGCGACCUGGAGGUAGUGAGACAGCUAGCCAGACAGAUGAAGCUCAGACCUACUGAUAGUUCUGCGAGUCAUACAGAUAGCGCUUGUUAUUUGAGCUUCCUGACUACUAUCCUCACACAUUUCAACUUGUAUUUUCCGCGUCUUUCAUAUUAGUGGCCAGCUACUCUACUCCUUAGGUGUAUGUGUUCUCUGCGCUAACGAACAUGAGGAA